Molecule: messenger RNA, 1152 nt
Organism: Candidozyma pseudohaemuli
Lineage: Eukaryota; Fungi; Ascomycota; Pichiomycetes; Serinales; Metschnikowiaceae
Exons: 1
Coding region: 1-1152 (383 amino acids)
Biological process (GO): biosynthetic process; mitochondrial respiratory chain complex I assembly
Cellular component (GO): mitochondrion
Source: RefSeq, a predicted model, not a curated record
AUGUCAUUCAGGAGCACACAAACGAUUCGAGGCAUUCGAGCCUUUACGUCGUCAGCUAUUCGCCACAGCUAUGAGCAGCAAUUAGCUAAAUCCGCUGAAAACAUCAAUGUUCUAUUGGAGAACUCGGACAGACUGUCGUACAUCCUAGCACAAUACAUCCCUGAGCCAGCCAGAAAUGGCUUUUUAGCGAUCAAAGCCUUUGGAUUAGAAAUCAACAAGAUCACUGAUGGAGGCGCUGCCACGGGAUCAAGAGCUCUGAUGGCGCUGAACCAGCUUUCAUCUUCCAUGGGUCUAUCUACAGCAGACAUGAAGUACAAGUUCUGGCUGGACAUGAUGUCCAAGGCGUUCACUGACCAAGGCGAAGUACAUGAACCAACAGUGUUUCUCUUAAGAGAUGCUUUGAGACUGGGGCUCAACUUGGACAUCUCGUAUUUCCACCAAUACCUACAGACAAGGAGGCAUUUCCUUCUGUCAAAGCAAUUUAAGACCGUCGAGGAUAUCUGCUCAUACGGCGAGGGUACUUACUCUCAAUUGAAUUAUGCUACGCAGGCAUUGCUACUUCUGCCGCUGAUAUCCCCAUCUGUCAUUCACCUCUUGGAGCUUUCUCCACAAUUGCAGAACAAGGUCAGUGAUAUUGCAGCUCACAUUGGUCAGGCUUCUGCUGUGAGCUCAAUGAUUUUGGGCUUUGAAUACUACGCCAGCACCCGCAACAUCGUUACCUUACCUGUGGACCUCAUGACGAAGUUUGAGCUUUCUCAAGAAACUGCCCUUCGUUUGGCCCAGGGCCACCUCAAGGAGAAGAGUCAGGAGGAAGAGGCGAAGGAAAAACUUCAAAAUGUCAUUUUCGAAACGGCUGUGACAGCUAACGACCAUCUUCUCUCGGCUCGUGUUAAGCUUAAGGAGGUGAAGAACGACAUAGCACACUUGGUGAAGAGCAAGCCGCACGACUCUUUGCUACAGAAGAAUGUCAAGAAGUGGAGAAGAGGCAUUCCUGACGUUGUAUUCAUCCCCUUCAUGAACGCUAUACCCACAUCCUUAUAUUUGGAGAAGUUGGAGAAGAACGACUUCAACCUCUUCCGCCCAGGAAUGAAGCAAAAGGAGUGGCGUCUCGGCUGGAGGUCCUUCAAAAACUACUACACCAGAUCGAUCUAG